This is a messenger RNA of Amaranthus tricolor (Joseph's coat), 2450 nucleotides long. Its product is annotated as probable pre-mRNA-splicing factor ATP-dependent RNA helicase DEAH9. Lineage: Eukaryota; Viridiplantae; Streptophyta; Magnoliopsida; Caryophyllales; Amaranthaceae. The record is from RefSeq and is a predicted model, not a curated record. The coding region runs from base 209 to 2323 and encodes 704 amino acids. Gene Ontology annotation, cellular component: intracellular anatomical structure. Gene Ontology annotation, molecular function: ATP hydrolysis activity; RNA binding. The transcript has 23 exons.
UAAAUGCAGCUUUUGGGGUUCUGAUGAAACGCGCGAUUCCUUCUCUCCCAUCGUCCCUUAGUUUACUCUCAUUAAAACUCUACAACUUCCACAAGAACCACAACCCACCCGCAUCACCGCCACUAGAGACCUGCUGUCGCCACUCCUCUCUGGCAUCCCUUCUUGACUCAGAUGCACUAAUAACUGGGGAACUUGACUGCCAGAAGCAAUGGCAAAGUUCUGGAAGCCCGGAACCGAGAAACCUCGACUGGUGGAAGACGAAGAUGGUGGCGUUGUCUUCUUCUAUUCGUCCUCAUCAUCUUCGUCUUCUGGUUUCGGAUACUCUAAUAACAUCGAAAGUCAGCGUCGGAGACUGCCAGUGUAUAAGCUCAAAGACGCUAUUCUCUUUCUCGUUGAAAAUCACGCUACUACCGUUGUUGUUGGCGAAACUGGUAGUGGAAAAACCACUCAAAUCCCUCAGUAUUUAAAUGAAGCAGGGUGGGCUGAUGGUGGUCAUGUUAUCGCUUGUACGCAGCCUCGGCGUCUUGCUGUCCAGUCGGUUGCUUUAAGGGUUGCUGAAGAAAUGGGUGUCAGACUUGGUGAGGAGGUUGGAUAUGUAAUCAGAUUUGAAGAUGUGACGACCUUGGGUGUUACUAGAAUCAAGUUCCUUACAGAUGGAGUGUUGCUGAGGGAAAUGAUGGAUGAUCCUCUUCUGUCCAAGUACAGUGUCAUCAUGAUUGAUGAGGCACAUGAAAGAUCUAUUUCUACUGAUAUUGUACUUGGUCUUUUAAAGAAGAUUCAAAGGCGUAGACCUGAACUGCGUUUAGUUAUCUCAUCUGCAACUAUUGAAGCGAAAUCGAUAGCAUCAUUCUUCAGAGGAAGUAAAAAGCAUCGAGGAACCGGAGACAAACUGGAGCCAAAUACAGAGCCCGCUAUUAUCUCAGUUGAGGGAAGAGGCUUUAAUGUGGAAAUCAAUUAUGUUCAGGAACCAGUCUCUGACUAUCUUCGAGCAGCUGUUUCAACUGUGAUUAUGAUUCACAAACAGAAAACAGUGGGCGAUAUACUUGUAUUUCUUACUGGCCAAGAUGAUAUUGAGGCUGCUGUUCAGCUGUUGAAUGAAGAAGCUCAGAGUUUUGACAAAAGCACUGGAGAAUUGCUUGUUCUGCGUUUGUACUCUGGGCUUCCACGUACAGAGCAGGAUUUUGUCUUGUCCCCUACUCCUAGGGGGAAAAGGAAGGCUAUAAUUUCAACAAAUAUUGCAGAGACAUCAUUGACCUUGGAGGGAAUAGUCUAUGUUGUGGAUAGUGGUUUCUCAAAGCAACGAUUUUAUGAUCCGAUGUCUGACAUUGAGAAUUUGGUGGUGGCGCCCAUAUCCAGGGCUUCUGCAAGACAAAGGGCGGGUAGGGCUGGAAGAGUGAGACCUGGGAAGUGUUACAGGUUAUACACGGAGGAAUACUACGUAAAUAAAAUGUCAGCUGAGGGGAUUCCAGAGAUGCAGAGAUCAACUCUUGUCUCCUGUGUUAUACAGUUAAAGGCUCUAGGAAUUGAUAACAUCUUGGGAUUUGAUUGGCUUGCAUCACCAUCACCAGAAGCUAUGAUUAGGGCUCUUGAAGUAUUGUACUCGCUGAAUGUGCUCGAUGAUGACGCCAAACUCACUUCGCCUACUGGAUUCCAAGUUGCGGAGAUUCCACUGGAUCCUAUGCUCUCAAAAGCUAUUCUUGCAUCUAAUGAACUUGGGUGUUCCGAGGAGAUGCUUACUAUAGCAGCUGUUCUUUCUGUACAGUCAAUAUGGAUCUCUGUCAGGGGUGCUCAAAAGCAACUGGAUGAAGCCAAGCUUCGAUUUGCUGCUGCUGAGGGUGACCAUGUAACAUUCCUAAAUGUGUACAAAGGAUUUUUGCAAUCUGGUAAAUCAUCAAAAUGGUGUCAAAAGCACUUUGUAAACUAUCAUGCUAUGAAAAAAGUUUUAGAGGCCAGGGAACAACUCAACAGAACCGCUCAACGGUUAGGUAUGAUGUUGAAAUCUUGUGAUAGAGAUAUACAGGCUGUAAGAAAGGCAAUAACUGCUGGAUUUUUUGCCAACGCUUGUCAUUUAGAAGCAUACAGUCAUGAAGGAAAAUACAAGACUGUACGAACAUCUCAGGAUGUCUAUAUCCACCCUUCAUCUGUUUUGUUCAGAGUUAACCCGAAGUGGGUUGUAUACCAUUCUCUUGUCUCAACUGAUCGCCGAUACAUGCGCAAUGUUGUGAAGAUAGAUCCUUCAUGGUUGGUGGAAGUUGCACCACAUUUUUUUCAGUUCCUAGAAACUAGUAAACUUUCUAAUUCGACAAGUGAUUUUGCAGUCUGACUGUUUUGAGAAACUCCGUAUUUUCAUCAACCAUGGGUAAAUAGAUGACUAUUGUCAAGUGUAGGAACAAAAAUUUGCAAUGGCUUGUAAAGGAAGUGAAUACAGUUUUUCGUGGUUCUAUAGAGAA